Messenger RNA from Plasmodium adleri (nom. inval.), 3954 nucleotides. RefSeq names its product conserved Plasmodium membrane protein, unknown function. Bases 1 to 3954 code for a protein of 1317 amino acids. The record is from RefSeq and is a predicted model, not a curated record. Lineage: Eukaryota; Apicomplexa; Aconoidasida; Haemosporida; Plasmodiidae. The transcript is spliced from 2 exons.
AUGAGUAAACAUAAUACCAAGAGAAGUAUAGACUUUAUUAGAACUACAUAUAAUAUUGAGAGUAAGAGAAAAAAAGAUGAAGAUAAAAAAAAAGAAGGAAAUAUAAAAAACAUAAUUAAAUUAUUAAAUAAUUAUUAUAAUCAUGAUGAUAACUUAGAAGAUGUGAGUGAUUAUAUGGUGAGUUCUUAUAAGGACUUUUUAAUUGAAUGUAUAUAUAAAGAAAUAAAAAAUAAAAAUAUGAAUGAAGAAAAAAAUGAAAGAAAAGAUGAUAUUAUAAUAUUGAUAAGGAUAUGUUUAAAAAUAAUAAAAAAUAAUCAUGAGGAGUUUAAAUAUGGAAACAUAUAUUUUGUUUGUAUUAAUACAUUAUUUUUUUUAUUAAAUAAUAUAAUACACAAUGGAAAUAAUAAUCAUAAUAAUAAUAAUAUUAGUAGUAGUUGUACAUAUUAUUAUAUUAAUAAUGAUGAUAUGAUAAAUUUUAUGAUAUAUUCUUGCUUUGAUAUUUUCUUUAAUUUAAUAUCUAUAAAUAAUUGGACAAAACAAAAUGACCACAUACAUAUUUUUUCAAAAUUAAAUUUUAUGCAUUUUUUUAUUAUAUCAAACAUAUUUAAAAAAUUAUUAAUUCAAACAGAUGAUACAAUUUAUGAGCUACCCUUUAAUUAUUAUAUUAUUAAUAUGAUAAUAAAAAAUGUAGAUAUAUAUGAAGUUGAUGAUAAUAUUAUUGAGAAAAAUAAAAAUGAAGAUAAUGUUGAAAAGAAACAUAAUCUUUUUAAUACAGAAGGGGAUAAUCUAUUUAUAAAAUCUUUAAAAAAUAGAAAUAAUAUCUUACAAAAAAAAAAUGAUCAUAUAGAUGAUGAUAAUAAUAUAUUUCCUUCUAGUUAUGUGUCAUCUGAUGGUUAUAUGAAUGAUUAUUAUAGGACUUAUAAAAAGUUUAAAAGGAGUAGUGAAUAUAUAAUGAAAGAAAAAAAACAAAAACAAAAUGUAGACAAUAGUAAUGAGACUAAUAUAUAUGAUAUAAAUAGUAUAAAUAGUAUAAAUAAUAUAAAUAGUGUAUAUAUUAUUAAUAAUUUAUAUAAUAAUUUUUGGGUGAUGUUAAAAAAUUUUAAUAUAUCAAAUAGUCAUCAUAUAUAUCAUGAGAUUGUUUUUAAAAUAUAUAGUACAAUUAUAAAUCUAAUUAUAAAUAAUGAUUUGACAAUAUAUAUAAUAAACGAAUGUGUAAAUAUAAUAUUAAAUAUGUGUAAUAUAUCUAAACAAGAUAAAAUUAUUUUUGACAUUUUAUCAGUUUAUAAAUUUUAUAUUAAGAAUAAACAAAAAAUGUUAGAAAGAUAUAUUAUUUUUAUAUUUCAUUUAAUUAAUAAAAUAACAGAUGAAGAAAAAAAAAGUUUUUUUUGUCAUUUGAUAAAACCAGUAAAUAUCUUUUUUUAUUUAUUACAAUCUGAAUGUUCAGAAAUACGAAUGUGUGUAAAAGAAUAUUUAUUGUCACAUAAGUUAUAUAAAAAAAAUGAAAACAACAAAAAAGAAAUUAUAUCAUCAAAUAAUAAUACGAUUAUAUAUAAUAAUGAUAAAUAUUAUCACAUUUUUGAUCUACUUUUUGAAGAAUAUCCAUUGAACAAGUUGAAUAUUUUUAAUAUGACUAAUACAUUGGACCAUUCAAAUAUUUGUUUACAAUUUGUAAAUUCUUUAUAUUUAAUUUUUUUUCAUUUUAAAUAUAUUCUAGAAAUAUAUAAACAUCCAAAUGAAGAUUUUAUUAUAACAUAUGAUUUAUUUUUUAAAGAUCUAGGUACCGAUUCUGUUUUUAAGAAUUAUUUAAAACAACAAAUAAAUAUGAAAAAAGAAAAAAUAUUUUUUAAAUAUAAUAAUAUAAUAUCUUCAGAUAAAUAUAUUAUUAUAAAAAAUAAUAUAAUAGAAAUAGAAAUACUUAUUAAAACAAUUGAUAUAUAUAUAAAUUUUUUAAAUCGUCAUAAUAUUAUUAAAUAUCUAUCAUUAUGUAUUAUAUAUUUUAUUUUCUUUUUUAUAAAAAUAUUAAAAUAUAUUAAUAAAAUAUACUAUCAACAACAUAUUCAGCAUAAUAUCUCAAAAGAAUUUUUUUUUGUUAUUAAAAAUUUAUUUAUUCAAUCUAUAUAUGUCUUUGAAAUAUUAAUCCACAAAAAAUUAUGGAAACAAAUAAAUAAUGUCUUGUUGGAAUAUAUUUUAAAAUUACAAGAUGAUAAAAUAAAAAAUAAAAAACAAAAAAAAAAAGAAAGUGUAAACAUAUAUGAUAUAUAUAAUAUUAUCAAUAAAAAAUAUAUUAUUAAUUAUAUAAAUAAUAAUAGUACUUCAGAUGGAUCAAAUGAACAACCUCUCAAUAUAUUAAUAAAAAAAUUAUAUCUUACAAUUAUAAACUUUUUAAUUCCAAAAACAUAUAAAAAUAAAAUAAUACAAUCAAAUGUUUUUUCUGGACAUAUAAUUAAUAAUAAUAAUAAUAAUAAUAAAAAUAAAAAUAAUGACAUGAAUAUUAUGAACAAUUAUAUAAAUAUAGAAUGGCCCUUUUUUAAUAUUUCUAAUUUUUAUUUUUUUAAUAAGCUAUUAUUAAAUAUAUCCUAUUUUUUCUAUCAAAAUAAUAUGUGUGAAAAUUUUAUGGGUAUAUUUUUUUUUGACUCUAUAUAUAAAAGAAUAAAAGAAAAAAUAAUUCAAGAACAAUCAGAUAUUUUCAUAUUAUUAAAUAAGAAAAAAAUUCAUAUGGAUGAAAUUCAAAAUGAUAAUACCAAAAAAAAAAAUAUAAGUUUAGAAUAUAAAAAAAAAAUAUAUAUUUCUUAUAAAUUGUCAUGUUAUAUAUCUUUUUGUUUACAUUUCUUAAAGAAAAUCCUUUUAAUUGAAGAUAAAUUAUAUAACCUAUUGAAUAGGAGUAAAUAUAAAAAGGGUAUUAUAAAUAUAUGUAAGCUACAAUUAUGUAUGUAUGAAUUUUUUUUACCAGCUAGGUCUACAAAUAAUGGUUUUUCUUCAUCUAUUCUUGUUCUUUAUUAUUUAUAUUUCAAGAUAUAUCAUAAUAAAAAUAAGAAUCAUAAAAUGGCUGUUCAGAUUUUAAGUUUAAUAUUUUACGCUACACAUAAAGCGUUGAAUAAUAUUAGGAGAAAUAAUAUAAUUAUUUAUAAGAAUGACAUAAGUGAGGAACAAACAAAAAAAAAAAAUAAUAAUAAUAAUAAUAAUAAUAAUAAUAAUAGUAGUAGUAGUAGUAGUAGUGGUAAUGUUUCCAAUUGUUUAGAUCUUAAAACAAGCUGUUAUGCUAAACAGAAUAGUGAGAACCAAUUUAUUAUCAACAAAAAUUUUGAAAAACCUUUUGAAGAAUAUUAUUUAAAUAAUUCCUCUCAUGUAUUCAUAACAGGAUUGAAUGUGUUAACAAAUAUAAUUAAAUUAAUGAUAAUAAAAUAUGAUAUAGUUGAUAAGAAUAAUAUAAUAAUUAAAGGUUCGAAUAUUCUGAGCACAAAAAAAAAAAAAAAAAAAAAAAAAAAAAAAAUUAUUACUGUUUAUUAUAAAUACUUGUAUAAACUAUAUAAUGUUCUUAUGAAAAAAACUAAAGAUGAUUUUUUCUAUAGUACAAGAAAAUAUAUAUUAGAAUAUAUUAAGCAUUUUAUUAUAUUAAAUACGGUUUUAAAUUUGAAGUAUAAAUAUAGAAAUAAUAUAAAUUUUAAAAACAUUUUGAGUUUUUGUUUUUACAACUUAUUUACUGAUUAUGACGUGAGUGUUUUUUCGACAAUUCACUCUAUAGCUUUUUGUUUGAAGAAUUAUAUAAAUUUAUGUUCAUCGAAAAUUAAAAAGUCUCAUCAUUAUUUGAGAAGGGUUGACGAUUUGUUAUUUAAGGUUGUGCAGGAGUAUCAAAGCUAUGACACACCAGAAACAAAUUUGUGGGAGGAAUAUAUUUCAAAGAACGUAAGUUUUGAGACCUUGAAGCAUACAAAUGUCGAUUGUCCAGGAGAAUGA